CCUACAAACAUCGGCAACAUUAUUAUUGAACACGGCCCGGUUCUACACUACAGUGUGCGCGUUCGUCGCACGCCACAAUGCUCUGAAUGGCACCACCAUCUCUGAGAUCCUGGCUUAGAACAUUUCUCCGCCACGAGAUCGACAAGACUUUGGAUUGGAAGCGGAACGGCGAUGGUAAUGCGACUACACAGCAAAACCAAGCAGAAAAUGGAGGACAGGUUUUCAGCGACGACGGGAGUAACUUUAGAAGUUAUGUCUCUGGGCUAGAGGAUGGCAAAGACCUUGUUCAAAUUGUUGAGGUUCUGUCGAUACAACCAGACUUCGCCGAGGUGCGGAUAUCUGACGGCCAGACCAAGGUCAGAGCGCGCCUUGCCAAAGAUAUCGUCUCUCAGUGGGAGCACGAUGCCGGCGAAGACUUCAGUCAGGAGACUAAAGGAGAUGUCGUCCAACUAAAAGAGCUCAUUGUGGUCAGCACAUCUUUCGGUCCAUCCGAAGGAUUCGUAUGGCUUGAUGUUCUCGCUAUUGAAUACUGCUACCACCUUCGCAAAUUGUGCGGUCAACCGGUGGCUGUGGAUCAAGACAGACAUUUAAAAUUGCUGAUUGACGAUAUUGCUGACCUCCGAAAGGAGGAGCUUGCGAUCGGCGAGGUGUCGGGUCAUGAUGAAUCAUCUCAAGCUUCAUCCUCAAUCUCACAAGGGCUUCUAUCUAAUAAUCUGCACCAUGAGAGUCCUACCGUGAAACUUGAAGCUCCAGACCCACCAGUCACACCCAGGUCCUUGCAGACUGAGUUGGCAAAGUCCCCGAUGGCCGCUACACAAAAUCAGGUGGAUAUCCUCUCGACUGAAAGGCCAUCUUCUGAGAGGCGAAAGUUGACUCCCAAGCAACGGCAUCCCAGACUUGAACGCGAUGGCUUCGAGGUACAGGAGGGUGUAAAUUUGGCCGUACCCGUCGCGCCAAGGAUAGAAUUUGACACACCUCAAAGCCUUACAGUGAAGCCAUCAAUUAUUAGGAUGACAAGACCGGAAGCAUUGCUUGGAUUGAUGAACAAAAAGCGAAGCCAUGAUGGCGUGACCAAGGACCCUGAACAACAAAUUACAAACACGGAUCGGAUAUCUGAGUCUCCUCUCCGACCGAACAAAGUCCGACUAGAUCGCGACUUAUUGCACAGCACGAGCCCAAGAACUACUUCACGAUCUUCAAGUAACUCCGUAUCGGGAGGUAGGAAUGUGCCAAACCCUUCGGAAAACUUGGUCACAGUGACUCGGACAGCCACAUCGAGCUAUGAUUCUGCGUCCAAUAUCAUCGAAACUCAGCAGCAACAUGUCAUCAUAUCGAGCGCUAGCUCCCCUUCGUUCGAUGAUACUAGCAAGGCGCCGAACGCACUUCCAACACAUGCUGAGGUUCCAAUGUCUCAGUCAACACAUCCAAGGUAUCAGUCGCCAGAUCCUCCUGUUCCAAACCAAGUUCAAUCUGAGCAGAUAGUCGAAGAGCGGAAGGAGCAGACUCCGAUACCUUCGCCAUCCUCCCGCAAACGAGCAACAUGUUCUUUCGAGAACGGACUUGCCUACAGUCGUCGAGGCAUUGCACCAAACCAAAGGAAGUUGCUGGACAACCCCUCCUCCUGGUUUCCUUCCCUCCCGGGCCAAAGAUUUCCAAUACCGAACGUGCCUAUUGAGCUGCUAUCGAAGUGGGGCGAAAUGCGAAGAUCUGCUGCAGACCCGCAGCCAGCGCGGUCGAGAUCUCAUGUGUCCGGAUCUCCACCAAGAAGGCAACCGAUCGUCAGCAAGGAACCCACUCCGCUGGCCGCAGAAGCUGAAGAUAAAGUAUUGCCCAAGACCUCGGACGAAAUGAGCGACAAUGCGUCUGAAUCGGAUGAAGAAGUCCCCUUCUCAGAUUGGUCAUAUUCGUCGCCACCACAGGCUCAACAGCAGGUGCCGCCGCCCUUCAGUAGUCCUCCAAAAGGCAUCGAACGUAGUACGCAGGGCAGCGAUAUUGAGAUAUCUGCUCCUCGACCGCUACCAGUCCGCAUGUCCCCCAAGAAGCCUGUCCCCCAGGACAAUAUACCAGCGCCGAACCCCAAGGGACUUGUUCCCCAAAGCAGUGCACCGACGUCGAGCCCCAAGAGACCUGUUCCUCAGAGCAAUGUACCGACUCCGAGUCCGAACAGGCCUAUCCCCCAGACCAAUGUACCAACUCCAGGUCCGAGGAGACCUAUAUCUCAGAGCAAUCUACCGACGCCGAGUUCCAAGAGGCCUGUUUACCAGGGCAAUGCACUGACCCCAAGUCCGAAAACGCCCGUUCCCCAGAGCGAUGUACCAAGUUCGAGUCCCAAGAGGCCUGUCCCUCGGAGUGACGUGCCAACGCCGAGUCCAAGGCUGCAGGGCGCGCCGGUCGAAAGUUCAAAGCUGUCAGAGGAACCAACGUCAAGUCACAAACCACGAACUGGACCAUCGCCGAGCGCCAAGUCACAGAGAGAGCUAGGAUCAAGUCCCAAGCCGCAAACCGUACCCUCGAAAAUCUCGAAUGUGCAGCAAGAGCCCGCAUCGAGUCCAGGACUGCGGAGAGAGCCAUCAACGACCGCUCGCAAGAUCUCCCCUCCACGACACCCUUCAGACAUGAACAUGGAGCGCCGUCGAAAACACUUCAAGAAAGAACGAGAAGAGUCGAGAGAAAUGCUGGGCCGCCCCGUAAUGGCUCCUCGAGAGACGAUACGGAGGACUGGACCUCCGACACCUUUUGAGGAAUUCUAUGAUAAUUUCACGACGUUGAGACCGGGUGGUGUUUGGGCUCGGCCACGCCCGACGGUGGAGAGAGACGCGGUCGACGUCCUCGCGUGGGAGUUCUGAUUACGCCAACCUUUCUGGUCAUGAAAUGGAUGUGGUCGUCUCCAGAAUAUAAUGGCGCAACACAAGAUUCGCGAGCAGAUUUUGGAGUCACUGAUCUUUUCCAUCUUCCAUGUAUCUGCAUCUUUAUAUUUACGUGCACAGGAUGGGGGCAUCCGGCGCCACCUUAGCGCACAUAGUCGAGCCAAGGCAGGUUCAAGCAGAGAUGUAUGUCCACGGCCCCGAUGCCGCCAUCGCAGCUCCUCACGACAGCGCAGUGAGUCCAUGUUGCUGUCGACU
This is a messenger RNA of Dissoconium aciculare CBS 342.82, 3122 nucleotides long. RefSeq lists its product as uncharacterized. The record is from RefSeq and is a predicted model, not a curated record. The transcript has 3 exons. Lineage: Eukaryota; Fungi; Ascomycota; Dothideomycetes; Mycosphaerellales; Dissoconiaceae. The coding region runs from base 87 to 2846 and encodes 919 amino acids.